Molecule: messenger RNA, 6007 nt
Organism: Triticum aestivum (bread wheat)
Lineage: Eukaryota; Viridiplantae; Streptophyta; Magnoliopsida; Poales; Poaceae
Product: protein CYCLOPS
Exons: 12
Coding region: 4240-5760 (506 amino acids)
Biological process (GO): arbuscular mycorrhizal association
Cellular component (GO): nucleus
Molecular function (GO): sequence-specific DNA binding
Source: RefSeq, a predicted model, not a curated record
CUGAUCUUGCAUCUCGCCUGCUGCUCUGAAGACUUCUCCGGCCAGCCAUGAGCCAUGGGAAACUUUUCUGCGGCAAGAUUUCUUCAACCGCCCGGGUCAUCGGCGGCGGGGAAGCGCGUCCGUGAUCCGUCAGUGCGCCGGCAGGGGUCGGCCGCCGGCGGCCACAGCGACGUGCGCCAGCUAUAAUAAACAUACACACCCCAGGGUUCGCUUUCAGGCAGACGGCGCUCUUCCGCGGCCGCCGCGGCAUCGAUGGACCGCCGAUGAUGACGCGGACGCGCCACCUAACGUACGAGACAUCGCCGUCAGUGAUGGAUGCGCCUGGACUGGAGGGACGGUCAAGGGAGGGGGAUCUUUGGUCAGACCUCUCCUCCUCUAACCGGUAAUGGGGCCGUUGAGGUCAGUGUCACUGUGAUAUCAUAUCAUACUUUUUUUACCUUUAUUUACUUUGACAGUGAGUGUAACCAUGUUAUUAUUACUUUCUUCUGCACCGGUUAACACCCCUGCAGUUGAUUUUUAAAACAGGCAGUUUUGCAGGGGUUUUCCUGCUCUACCCAAUCAUCAGUGAAAUGAUGGUGUGUGCAUUACCACAUCAGGGAGAAUUUUAAAAUUUUACAGUUGAAAUAGUUGGUGGUAAUAAUGACUAAUUGCCAAUGGCAGCAGAAGAGGAGUUGUUUUACCUUGUAGGCAAGCCUGUGAUGAGAUCCUGGGAGCUGGCCAUCCACUUCUUGCAAAUCCUGCAUUAUAUUAUGUCAGCAUGCACCAUCAAUGAAUCAUUGACAUUGUCACCUCCUGGCACCAAGUUACUAUUAUACUAACCCACUGGGGAAAAAUUAAGGAUAAAAUGUCACUUGUAAGCAUAGAAACAUAUUGGAGAAAAAAAAUAGCCCUUAGAAAGAAUAUUCCAAGAGCGCCUAUGGAAGAUUUGUCUGAUCUUUGUGUUGCAAUUUCGCAGACCGUGAUCGAAAGGGCAUCCGUUUGAAACAGCGUGCCGCUUUUCUGUUCAUACCUGCCUGGUGUAAGAGUUUUCUAGGGUGUUCCCUGUUAAAUAUUUAGGCAUACCUCUCCAACAAGGCAAGCUGUCUAGGAGUGAUGUUCAGCCCCCUUACAGAUUAAAUCCAAUGUAGGAUAGCUAUACGGAGAGGAAAGCUCCUUUUUUUUUAUGCAGGCAGGAUCAUAUUGAUCAAAACCUAGUUGGCUAGUAUUCCUAUUUACCUCCUUUCCUUUCUUAAAUUUCCUAAGAGGGUCGUGGAUCGUAUGAACACUCAAAUGGCUAACUGCCUAUAGGACGAUUUUGAGGGGUGUAGGAAAAUUCAUGUAGCCAACUGGCCUAUAGUUGCUACGAAAAAAGAUUAUGGGGAUUUGGGUAUCCCAAGCAUCCAUGACUUAAACAUUUGUUUGCUAGGGGCUUGGGUUAAAAGGAUAUAUAUAUGCUUCGAGAAGAUAGAAGGGGAAAACUAUUAAGCAGGUUUGGGAUGGAUCCACCCGUAUACUCUCUGAGGGGAGUGAUUCCCUAGUCUGGAGCUCUGGAAUUUACUCCACUGAUUCCCUAGUCAGACUGAGGAUUAUUUAUUUUGCGUUGAAGCUGAAAGUGUUUGGCAUUUCUCCUUUGAGUGUGCUGUUGCUCUGAAUAUCCGGAGAGAUAUCAGUGUUUUCUUUGGUUAACUUCCUCUCUCUGGGUAGCUGGAGAAAAGCUUCUUGUGCUUAAUUCUGUUAGUGCUGCUGUUCUUCUAUUGUUCUGGAGCAAGUUGACUUGGUUACGCAGGCUUCUUUCUGAGAAUGGAGCCGGGGAGCUCUCCAUGUUUUUCUAUUGAAAAAAUAAUUUUAAACUGAUUCUGUUCCCUUGCCUGUUCUUCCAUCGCCUGCACUGAAGAUGUCUCCAGUCCAGCCAGCCAUGAGAAAUUUCCCUCGCCUGUUCCUGCAUCUCGCCUGCUGCUCUGAUGAUUUCUCCAACCAGCCAGCCAGCCAUGAGAAGCUUUCUGAGACGAGAUUUCUUCAACCAUCCCGGGUCAUCGGCGGCGAAGCGCGUCCGUCAGUGCGCCGGCGUUCACAGCGACGGCCGCCAGCUAUAACUAAUAAACAUACAUAGCCAAGGUUUCGCUUUCAAACACACGGCGCUCUUCUGCAGCCGCCGUGCCAUCAAUCACUAAUGAAGCCGACACGCCACCUAAUGAAACAUCACCGUCAGUGAUGGAUGUACCUGGACUGGAGCAGAUCUUUGGUCAGAAACUCUUCUUCUCUAAACGGUAAUGAGGCCGUUGAGGUCAGUGUCAGACUAUCAGCGCAAUUAUACUUUUUACUUUGACAGUGAGUGUAACCAUGUUAUUACUUUCUUCUGCACCAGUUAACACUCCUGCAGUUGAUUUUAAAACAGGCAAUUUGCAGUGGUUUUUCUACAACCCAAUCGUCAGUGAAAUGAUGAUGUUUGUGAUGAGAUCCUGGGGAAUGGCCUUCCACUUGCAAAUCUUGCAUUAUAUUAUGUCAACAUGGAUCAUCAAUGAGUCAUUGAUAUUGUCACCCCCACCUAGAAGUAAGUUACUACUAUUACCUCCAUCCCAAAUUAGUGUCUAGGUACAUCCGUAUCUAGACAAAUCUAAGACAACUAAUUCAGGACGGAGGGAGUGUUAUAUUAAACCACUGGGGAAAAUUAAGAAUGCAGCUGUACUACUAACCAUAGAAACGUUGAUAUGUUGGAGAAAAAUAUAGUGCUUAGAAAGAAUAUUCCCAGAGCACCAAUACAAGAUUUGUCUGAUCUUUGUGUUGCAAUUUUCGGUUCAUACCUGCCUGAUGUAAGCCUUCUAGGGUACACCUGUUCUUCAGAGGCCGGUUCUUCCACUGAUGAGACAAAAUGAGAAGGAUGGAAUCUUUGCCUGAACUUUGUACUCCAGUUUUUCUUAUCUGUUCUUGCAUCACUUGCUCAGAAGAUUUCUCCAGCGGUAAGAAAUUUUCUGCGAAAAGAUUUCUUCAAUCAUCCCGGGCCAUUAGCGGCGAAGCGCGUCCGUGCGCCGGCAGGGUCGGCUGCCAGCGAUCACAGCAAUGGGCAACAGCUAUUAUAAACAUAGGUGAAGUCUGUUUCAACGAUACUCUUCUGCAGCCGCCGCGGCAUCGAUCGCCGGUGACACUGGCACGCCACCUAAAGAAGCCUCGCCAUCGGUGAUGAACGUAUCUGGAUGGACGGUCGAUAGAGAUCUUGGUCAAAGCCCUCCUCUAAACGGAAAUGGGGCCAUUAAGGUCAGUAUCAGUGUAAUAUCAUACUUUUACUUUGACAGUGAGCGUAACCAUGUUAUUACUUUCUUCUCCACCAGCUAAUACGUCUGCAGUUACUUUAAAACAGGCAAUUUGCAGGGCAUUUGCUGAUUACCCACCCAAUCAUACAGUUGUGAUUUAGUUAGUACUUAGUAGCAAUAAUAAGUAAUUGACAGUGGCAGCAGAAAUGUCCCGAAGGCCAUCGCCGUCAAGGCGCCAACCAACACGCAUCAACGACUAAACAAGAUGAGAGUUGUUUUACCUUGUAGGCCUGUGAUGAGAUCCUGGGGACUGGCCAUCCACUUCUUGCAAAUCCUGCAUUAUAUUAUGUCAGCAUGCGUCAUCGUUGAUGCUGUCACCCCCUGGCUGCAAAUUGCUAUUUUAUUAAACCAUUUGGGGAAAAGAAAAAUUAAGAACACAAUGAUACUACUAAGCAUAGAAAAGUUUGAUCUCUUGGAGAGAAAAAAACAUCACUUAGAAAGAAUAUUCCAUGAGCACCUAUAGAAGAUUUGUCUGACCUUUGUGUUGCAGUUUUGCAGACCAUGAUCAAAAGAGCAUCCGUUUGAAAUCGCGUGCAGUUUCCGUGUUCAUACCCGCCUGAUGUAAGCCUCCUUCUAGGGUACACCUGUUCUUCGACGCGUAAGCGGACAAAUUCUACAGAGCCCAGUUCUUUCCACUGAUGAGACAAAAAUGAGAAGGAUGGAAUCUUUGCCUCUGACUGCAGGGAAGAUACCCAAAUCAGUUAGUUUAGUGUCAGGCUAUCGCAGUUUUUAAAUUAGCGUGGUGUCUUAAUGUGCCUGAGUUCUUCUGCCAAGUACCCUUUCUUAGUUUAAUGAGUGUUUUAGGUGGGAUUCUAUUUUACAAUAUCUUAUUUGUUCCACUAUGGUUGCUUGAGUUCUCACACAUUACAAGUGCACUAGUACUAAAGACAGCUUUUAGGAACUAUUUCAGUCAAUCAUCAGCAGAGGGGUGAGGUGAGCUGAGGAGGAGUUCAUGGAGAUGGAGGGCCGGGGUCUGUCUGACCUGUUCAGGAACACCAGCGAGGAGAUCUUCCUCAAGGCGGUGAUGGAGAACUCGAUCGGAGUGGCGGCGCCGCCGAGCAUGGAGAUGAUGGGGUUCAGAAACAUGUCGCAGAGCUUCAGAGAAGACAGCGAGGAGUUGUUCAACAGCUGGCUUAUGAAUGGAGAGAUUCCAGGCUUUAGUCACCUGAAUAACCGGCCUCGACAACCAUCUAGGUUGUCAUCAGAGGCAGGUGCCUUUCCUAAUCAACAACAUGACAUUGCUCGGCAAAAUUUUCUCGCCGACAACUUGAUCCCUGAGAAUUGUGCAGUUCCUCCUGAAUACACGAAUAACCAUAACCAGCAACCACUCAAGAAUGCAGCAGAGAAAGGGAUGCAAGCCAGUGAUCUACUUUUGGCAAAGACCUGGUUUCACUGCACUCAACCAAUGACUAGAAGCAGAUCUUCAGAACUGAGGAGGCGGUAUGCUGCAAUGCAAAGCAAUGUGUCACCAAUAACUACAGGAACUAUGAGAGCAGCAAACCAACUGAGACUAGAUUUUACCAACACAAAUGCAGCAAAUAGUGCCCCAAUGGGCAGCACUCCACUUCAGGCUUCGACAUUUGUAUCUCCUUCAUGUUCAUCGACUUCCCCCUUGGACAAUCCUCAUAUGCUUGCGCAAGAUACUGUUACCUCAGUGGUGAGCAUGCUCAAGGAUACGCUCGAGCGUAAGAAGCUCAGUAGCCCUGCCAGCAGAGACAUGCCGCAUGGCAACCCUUUUGGGUUUUACGACAACCAGCAGUUUCAACACAACAUUCUUGGAGGAACAGAUAUGAUCCCCUUGGUGACCAAUGGACAUGUUCAGGACUCCCUGAUGCUUCCUGAAGUCGAGAGGCCCACGGAACCAAACGCCGAGAACUUUGUCGCUCCCGCAAGCCAGAUUUGGAUCAGUGCUGCGUCUCGUGAACCUUCACAGAGUGGAUCGUCUAAUGCUCUGACGGCUCAGUCAGCUGGUUUUGAAGUGUGUGAUGAGCUACGUCCAAUGGGGCAAGGACUGUCUGUGUGUGAGAGCAAUAGGAAAAAUGUUGCGAAUGGGACAGCUGACUGCAGAUCAAACGGCAAAGAUUACAGAGAGAAGGUACUAAAAGAUAAUUUGAAGGAUGAAAGAAAGAGAGUGGCCCUGACACGAAUGGGAUCCAUCUCAUCAGAACAAGCAGUUGAUAGAGGAGAUCCUACGAAGAAACGGAGGGUUGAGCGCACACGCAAAAUGGCAGAAGCAAAGGAAAGAAGUUCAACCCCGGUAAUACCAACAGACAUGCAAGCGGUGCUCAAGCGCUGCGAAAACCUAGAGAAGGAGGUCAGGUCACUAAAGCUUAACUUGUCAUUCAUGAACCGGAAGGAUUCAGAACAGACGAAGCAGAUCGAGGAUCUUCAGAAGCAAAACGAGGACAUGGCGGAAGAGAAGGAGAGGCUGAUAGAGGAGAUUGAACGAAUGGCCUCUGACUCCACGGCAUGAUCGCUGGCCUAGCACUUCCUGCUUUAUAAACUAAUAGCAGCGGACUUGGCCUAGCACUUCCUGCUUUAUAAACUAAUAGCAGUGGACUUGGAAAGAGUCCCUGCUCACUAGAUACAGAUAUACACCCAAUUAUAGUUGAUGGUCUGAAUGUACCAUUCAUUUCGUUCUAUGUUCCUAUUGUAAUCUUUAACAUGUACUAGUACCGACAAGAACAGAUUGGUAAUUGCAUCUUUAAUUCAGAUUGCAA